AUGAGGACCUAUCUCUUGCUUGCCGUUCUAAUCGUCGUCGCUGUGGCCCAAUGGAACAAUGGGCCUGGUGGCGGCUGGAACGGACCGGGCGGAUCCGGUGGACACGGAGGGCCCGGAAACGGCGGUGGCUGGAACGGGCAGGGUGGAGGUGGCGGCAACUGGAACGGAAAUAAUGGAGGAGGUGGCUUCGGCGGAAACAACAAUGGAAACUGGGGAGGCAAUAACGGAGGAGGACGUGGAGGAUUCAACGGCAAUAAUGGAGGAGGUCAUGGAGGAAACAACAACAAUGGAUGGGGCGGAAAUAACAAUGGAAACUUCGGCGGGCACAGUCAUGGAGGUCACGGAGGUGGAGAUAACUGGAACAAUGGUGGCCGCGGAGGUGGAGAUAACUGGGGCAACGGUGGACGAAAUGGAGGUUUUGGCGGAGGACGGGGCGGCGGUCAUGGCGGUUUCAAUGGCCCACCACCACCCCCCGGCGGUUUCGGUCUGGCCUCCCAAAUCGUCGGCCAGGUGCUCGGA
This is a messenger RNA of Mesorhabditis spiculigera, 519 nucleotides long. The record is from the annotation of a GenBank genome assembly. Lineage: Eukaryota; Metazoa; Nematoda; Chromadorea; Rhabditida; Rhabditidae.